AUGUCUGGAGCCGUCUUGGCGGAGAUGCUGGAGAAGAUGCGCGUGCGGGACACCGAUGAUUCCCGCACUGUGCUCAGCAAGAAGUUGUCGUAUGUCCUACGUCAUGGAGCCAAACAGCUCGAUCUUCCCAUUACAGACGGAGGCUUCGUGGCGCUCGCCGACCUUUUGGCGAUUGAGCCACUUUUCGGCGGUGUAAAGACUGAGGACGUGUUGGAGGUCGUGGAUGCUUCGAACUCCGAGAAGCAGCGGUACGAGUUGAUGCAGCAAGACGACGACUGGCUCAUCAGGGCCACCACCAAGCACACGAUGGAGGGCAUCCAAGCGCCCACGGCAAAACCGAAGAAGUCGCCCAAGCGAGCGAGCAAGGAUCGCAGCGGGCGCUUUUUUCCGACCGACGAAGAGGAGUUCUGCCAGACAUGGAGGCUGGACCGAAUGGCUCGGCAGAGACUCAGCGAGCUGCCAGAAGCAAGUCGGCAGCACGCCAUGCAACGCUUCAACCCCGGCCCCGAGGUUCCGGAAUCCGAUUUUCCGAAGCUGUUCGUCGCGUUUUUGAAGCGGUUCAAGACCAGCAAGGAUGGCGCUGAUGAGGACGAGGGCGGGAGUCGAAGCCCCGCAUCGCCUUCGCGGCGGAGAACCAAAGAGACUGCGCCUUCGAAUCGACCUGGCGGUAAGGGUGGUGGAAAGAGUCCAAAAGCAGAGACCGAAUCUGCAAGUUCCGAAGACAUCGGUGGCGAAUUUGCCUUUUAUCCUAGCCCUGGAUCCACGCCGCGCAGCUUCGAUGGUGACGUGGUUCAGGCGGAGCUGAGCCAAAGCCCUGAUCCCUCGAAGUCCGAGGAGUUUCGGCGGCUGGCCCUUGGCCCAAUGCAGCAUUCGCCUGUGCCAGCAGUUCAUGUGCAGCUUCCGCAAGGGCAAGAGUCCGUCCAGAUGAGUUCGGGGAUGCAGCCGCAGGUGACUAACUACCAGCAGCCGCAGCUUCAGCUCGUUCGCGGGACUCAGUCCCCACAGAUGCAGGUGCUGUCGACGCCUUCGCCUACCAGCAAGGCCGGCCCACCGGCCUCCCCGCAGUUUGCCGGGCAGAACCUGCAGCCACGCGGAGGGCAGAUGUCUCCGACGAUGUCGCCACAGCACAUGCAGCAAUUCAACGCUCAGGCCCAACACUUUCAGCAGUUCCCACCUGCACAGCAGUCGCCCGGCAUGGCGCAGCUGCAGUCUUACGCGCAGAACCAAGGACAGGCACCAUACCCACCCCAACCAAACGCUCCAUUUCAACCACAGCAGCUGCAAUCGCAGCCGUUUCAGCAGUUUCAAGCCCAGUAUCCACCACAAGCAUCCAUACCAGCGCCCCAAUUCCCAUCACAGCAAAUUCCACCACAAGUUCCGCCUCAACAGAUGCAGCAGCAGCAGCAAAUGCAAUCGCCACAAGUGACGCCACAAGCAUUUCAGCAGCAGCAACAGCAGCAACAGCNNNGCAACAGCAACACCAGCAGCAACAGCUGCUGCAACAACAGUUUCAACAGCAGCAGCAGAACGUACAACAGCACCAGCAGAACCUCCAGCAGCAGCAUCAGCAGCACUUGCAGAGCAUGCAACAGCAACAAGAUAGCAUGA
Molecule: messenger RNA, 1608 nt
Organism: Symbiodinium sp. CCMP2456
Lineage: Eukaryota; Dinophyceae; Suessiales; Symbiodiniaceae
Source: the annotation of a GenBank genome assembly